Brassica napus (rape) is the source of this 1329-nucleotide messenger RNA. Its product is annotated as prolyl 4-hydroxylase 5. The record is from RefSeq and is a predicted model, not a curated record. Lineage: Eukaryota; Viridiplantae; Streptophyta; Magnoliopsida; Brassicales; Brassicaceae. The coding region runs from base 134 to 1096 and encodes 320 amino acids. Gene Ontology annotation, cellular component: endoplasmic reticulum. Gene Ontology annotation, molecular function: iron ion binding; procollagen-proline 4-dioxygenase activity; L-ascorbic acid binding. The transcript has 8 exons. Gene Ontology annotation, biological process: peptidyl-proline hydroxylation to 4-hydroxy-L-proline.
GAAUAUUAAAAGUCAAAGCCACCUUCUCUUACACAGUGUCUGUAUCCAACAAAUAACACGACGAAGAAGAAGAAGAAAACAAACACGAAGAAGAUAUCAUUUAGAUCUUGAGAGAAAAUCAAAAGUCAAUCAAAUGGCGUCGAAAUCGAAGAAUAGCAUUCGUUACCAACCGAGAAAAUCAUCAUCGAGAUCGACUCAAGCGUUCAAGGUGAUCAUCCUACUGCUCGUGGUGAUUAUGAUUCUUCUCGGUUUCGGGAUCUUGUCACUUCCGAAUGCAAACAGAAACUCUUCCAAGCCCAACGACUUGACCAACAUUGUACGCAAGAGCCAGGAGCAGAGUAGUGGUGGAGAUGAGGAAGGGAACGGGGAGCGUUGGGUUGAAGUGAUAUCGUGGGAGCCUAGAGCUGUCGUUUACCACAAUUUUUUGACCAAUGAAGAAUGUGAGCACCUGAUCAACCUCGCUAAACCCAACAUGGUUAAGUCAGCGGUGGUUGAUGAGAAAACCGGUGGGAGCAAAGACAGCAGGUUUGCAUCCCACUCUUAUCGUUCAAACUUGGGAAAGGUUUGUUGUUUCUUAAUUUGUGUAUACGGUCCCUCUCUUUUCAGAGUAAGGACGAGCUCUGGAACUUUCCUUAGGAGAGGACAUGACGAAAUUGUUGAGACUAUUGAGAAAAGGAUUUCAGAUUUCACCUUCAUUCCUGUUGAAAAUGGAGAAGGUCUUCAGGUUCUUCACUACCAAGUAGGCCAGAAGUAUGAGCCUCACUAUGAUUAUUUCUUAGAUGAGUUCAACACCAAGAACGGUGGGCAACGUAUAGCUACUGUACUUAUGUACCUCUCGGAUGUUGAUGAUGGUGGCGAGACCGUGUUCCCGGCUGCAAAAGGAAACAUUAGUGCAGUCCCAUGGUGGAACGAGCUCUCGAAAUGUGGCAAAGAAGGACUCUCUGUUCUACCAAAGAAGCGAGAUGCUUUACUUUUCUGGAACAUGAGACCUGAUGCUUCUCUAGACCCUUCCAGUUUGCAUGGGGGAUGUCCAGUGGUGAAAGGAAACAAAUGGUCAUCCACCAAAUGGUUCCACGUCCACGAGUUCAAGGUCUAAAAUAGAAACUAAAAUUUGAAGAGGUUUUCACGACAGCUCAAGUUUGUGUAUUGUUGUAUUUUCCCUUAAAGUGAGGAUCAUUACUUAGGAAACUGGAGACUGUUUGUUCACGAGGGAUAUUUGAACAUUUUCUACUUUUUCUUCUAAACUACUUGAGAUUUUUGUAACUUUAUAUGUUCAGUCUGAGUUUUAUAACUUCAAUAAUACAACCACGCAUUUUCUGUUUGCACUCA